AUGUCUUCUUUAAACUCAUUACACAUUUCUGUGCCUCAAUCAAAUCUCUUUAAUCCAUAUAGUCAUCGCAACAGUCGUAGUAGCUUAUCUUCUACAGGCUCAUCCAACUCGCCACUGUCUCCUCCCAAUGAUGGCAACUGGGAACCCAACGAGAUUGAUGAUGGAAAUAGACGCUCUGCCAAGAGAGGUGUCAGCACAUUCAUCAGCAAAUUAUUUAGUAUGGUCAGCGAUAGACGCAACCAACAUUUGAUCUCUUGGAAUCCUAGUGGAUCUUCAUUCCUCGUCUGCAAUGCUACUCGCUUCGCCCAAGAGGUGCUUCCUGAACACUUCAAGCAUUCCAACUUCUCUAGUUUUGUACGUCAACUGAACAUGUAUGGCUUCCAUAAGAUCAACAAAUCUCCUCGUGGUCAACGUGGCAACAAUGAAAACGAAAUCUGGGAGUUCUCUCAUCCUAAAUUCCAAAGAGGUUGCCCUGACAUUCUCGAAGAAAUCAAACGUAAAGCCAUGGACUCUGAGCUCCUGCGUCGUGAAACUGGUGAUAUUCAUGCUUCGUUUGCUAUGGUUCAAUUGUCUCAAGCUGAUUUACUUCAACAAUUCCGUGUGCUCCAAGAAAACUUUGCCAACUUGCUGCAAGGUUUCGAAGAGAUGAAAAAGGUCCAACUACAGCAACAAAUCAUCAUCAGAAGACUAGCAGAAAGACAAGGUCUUCCUACCAGCACUAAUACCUCUCCAUUAUAUUAUAAUGAUCAGCCUAGUGUAUUUGUCACAUCUCCAUCUACUUCUGCCUGUGAACCUCUACAUCAUUGGGAUCAACAACAAUCUUCGCAGCAACCUCAACAACCACAAAUGAUGAUGCCAUCCAUGUAUCAUAACUCCAAUCCUCAAAAAUUUGCGUUUCCCAUGCACCCUCUUCCUCCCAGCCCUGUAUCUAGUGUACUUUUAUCCUCUCCAUCUUCUUCCAGCGAUGAUCAAGCUACAUCUGAAAAUUACCAGAAGCACCGCAUGUCUUCUGGACACGGCAUGAACUUGAGCUUCCCUGAUCAGUGA
Molecule: messenger RNA, 1047 nt
Organism: Mucor velutinosus
Lineage: Eukaryota; Fungi; Mucoromycota; Mucoromycetes; Mucorales; Mucoraceae
Product: protein disulfide-isomerase precursor
Exons: 3
Coding region: 1-1047 (348 amino acids)
Biological process (GO): regulation of DNA-templated transcription
Molecular function (GO): sequence-specific DNA binding; DNA-binding transcription factor activity
Source: RefSeq, a predicted model, not a curated record